AUGUUUAAAGUGCCAGAUAAUAAGGAGAAAAGAAAACUGAAAAGACUGAAGAAGAAUAUUAAUGAAGUGUUGUUACUUUCUGGUGAUGAUCCUACAGCAGUAGACCUAACAAUAAUGACAUCCCUUGGGCAUUCAUUUGAUGACAAAGAUAUUUCUUUGAAACUCUAUGAAAAACUGCGGACCAUGCGACAUUUGAAAGAUCCUCCAAAAAUCAGGCUUAGUUUAAAUAGGCUGAACGGUGUGAGGCUUGGAAGUCGGAAUAUCGCUGAAUUGGUGCAUUACGUGUCAUUCCACAGUAUUGAUAAACCUCUUUGGAUAUCAUUAAGACCAAGUCGUGGAAUACUGCAAACAGUCACUUUUCGAAUCGAGUGUGAUCUCGAAAUGGUAGAAACUAACAAGAAAGAUACAUACAUCGAUGAACUAUUCGGCUCAAAAUCUUUCAUUAGAAUGCAGACGGAGGUUUGGAACAGUAUGGAGUUUUGGACAAGCAUGCUUAAUGUCCCUCUUUCAAAGUUUGAACGUUUAAAAAGAAUUGUCAACCACACUAAUAUUCUUGAGGAACAUAUUAAAUCUGAUGUGAAAGGUGCAAUACUAGUUACUUUGCGACAAAUGGUAGAUUUUUGUUACCCGUUCCCCAAAACAGGUUGCUUGGAAGUCUUGACGCCCGUUAUACCAACAAAAGAGAGGUAUGGUGCAGUGAAAGCUGAUUCACCGUUUUUUGCAGUUGAUUGUGAAAUGUGUACCACAGAAACUGGGGAAAGUGAACUGACCAGAAUAUCGAUUGUCAACGAAUGUUAUGAAGUUUUGUUGGACACACUCGUGAAACCGAGAAAUAGAAUUGUCGAUUAUGUCACGAAGUACAGUGGUAUUACUGAGAAGAUGCUUGAAAAUGUGAAUGUGCGGGUUGAGGAUGUACAAAAAGCUUUAUCGCACAUUUUGCCAAACGAUGCAAUUUUGGUUGGGCAUACUCUUGAAUGCGACUUCAAUGCAAUGCGUAUCACACAUCCAUAUUGUGUUGAUAUAUCUCUCUGUUUAAAUUUAUCUGGUAAAGACCGACAACGAUCAUCUCUAAAGACUUUGGCGAGAAUAUUUCUGAAUGAAGAAAUUCAAGGGGAAAAUGGACAUUGCUCUGUUGAUGAUGCUGUUAUUACUAUGCGACUACUGAAAUACAAGCUUUCUCAUGGAGUUCAUUUCGGGAAUGUUGCUUUGGGAUGGAGUUUUGAUGACUGGGCUCGUGAAAAUGGCUUAACUAAUUCUGGAGCGCGCAUUAGUAAAAGUAAAGAUUUAUGUACAGAAGCUCGCGUUAAUCAAGAACCACAACGAAAGAAACGAUGCCUGGAUGUUAAAAAUAUAGCACGGACUUGUGACAGAUGUGGUAGGCCGUUGUCUGUUGCUUGCAUUGUUCCUUCUUGCGCAUGCAAGGAAAAUGUCGUGAAGUACUGCGUGAUAUGCUGUUUAAAUUCUGUACCACCACAAAUGUCGAGCGAAGAACAACCAGCCUUGAUUUGGAGAUGAGUGCUUUUAGUUUUAUUAUUUAAACUCACUAAUCUCCAGGACAGCAUCAAUUCCAGAAUGGAAUUUCUAUUUGAGAUUUUACAUUCUUCUGCAGUCACAACUAAUAUGCUUAAAUUUCAGUGCAGUUUCCACUUAUUAAAUGACCCAUUAAUAAUCAUUUCAGUGAUGCAUUCCAAACUUGUGCU
Loa loa (African eye worm) is the source of this 1700-nucleotide messenger RNA. RefSeq names its product exonuclease. The transcript is spliced from 11 exons. The coding region runs from base 1 to 1515 and encodes 504 amino acids. Gene Ontology annotation, molecular function: nucleic acid binding; exonuclease activity. NCBI's taxonomy places the organism in Eukaryota, Metazoa, Nematoda, Chromadorea, Rhabditida, Onchocercidae. Gene Ontology annotation, cellular component: nucleus. The record is from RefSeq and is a predicted model, not a curated record.